CGCCCGCCCGGCCGGGGCUCCGCUGGCUCCGCUCCGCUCCGGCGGCAGCGGCACAGACGGCGCGGCGGCUCCGAGCCAUGAGCGCUCCGCGGCGGGCGGGCAGCGCGCUCCGCGCCCGGCAGCCGGGCGCUUCCUUCCCGCGGGACGGGACCGCUCGCGGACUAAAAACUCUGUGGAUACAAUGAAGUGGCUCUGGGACUCUUGGUUUAGCAGGAAAAAUUAAAUAAACCAAUCUGUUUCCACUACUAGGAGUAAAGACCAGUAAAGACAAAGCAGGAUGAAAAGAUGGCUGACUUCUUGUUACCACCGGGUACUAACAGCUUCCACCGGUUCACGCCUGAGUCCUUGGCUGCCAUCGAGAAACGGAUCGCGGAGAAGCUUGCAAGGAAUGCGAAGCAGGAAUACAGAGAGCAGCUGGGCGAGGAAGAGAAGCCUCAGCCUCAGUUUGAUUUGCAAGCUUGCAAGAAGCUGCCCGAUAUCUAUGGGACUGUUUCUCCAGAGCUCAUUGGGGAGCCCCUGGAGGACAUCGACCCUUUCUACAAUGACCGCAAGACAUUUAUAGUACUGAACAAAGGGAAGACAAUCUUUCGAUUUAGUGCCACUCCUGCCUUGUAUAUACUUAGUCCUUUCCAUCCAAUCAGAAGAGCAGCAAUUAAAAUUUUGGUACAUUCAUUGUUCAGUAUGUUUAUUAUGUGCACUAUUUUAACUAAUUGUGUGUUCAUGGCACAGUCAGAGACUCCGUCAUGGAAUAAAUAUGUUGAGUACACUUUCACUGGCAUUUACACUUUUGAGUCGUUGAUAAAAAUAUUGGCAAGAGGAUUUUGCAUGACAGAAUUCACCUUCCUUCGAGAUCCAUGGAACUGGCUGGAUUUCAGUGUUAUUGUUAUGGCAUACAUAACUGAAUUUGUGGACCUGGGCAAUGUCUCAGCCUUACGAACGUUCAGAGUACUGCGGGCGCUGAAAACAAUCUCAGUCAUUUCAGGGCUGAAGACCAUUGUAGGGGCACUUAUCCAGUCUGUUAAGAAACUUGCUGAUGUGAUGAUCCUGACCGUUUUCUGCUUGAGUGUCUUUGCCCUCAUAGGCCUCCAGCUCUUCAUGGGCAACUUGAGACACAAGUGUGUCAGGGAUUACACCAUGUUUAACUUCACCAAUGGCUCGUUGUAUUUGGAUGGUAGGAUGUGGAACACCUCGGAGGAAUUUCUUAGUGAUCCAGUGAACUAUUUCAUAAAAAAUGGUACAGAAGAUGUGUUACUGUGCGGCAAUAGCACUGAUGCUGGCUCGUGCCCUGAGGGGUAUAUAUGUCUGAAGGCUGGGGAAAAUCCUGACCAUGGUUACACAAGCUUUGACACUUUUGGCUGGGCCUUUCUCUCUUUGUUCCGUCUUAUGACUCAAGAUUGUUGGGAGCGUCUUUACCAACAGACUCUCAGAUCUGCUGGGAAGAUCUACAUGCUUUUUUUUAUGCUGGUCAUCUUUCUGGGUUCAUUUUAUCUGGUCAACCUGAUUCUGGCUGUUGUGGCCAUGGCAUAUGAAGAGCAGAACCAAGCCACUAUUGCUGAAACAGAAGAGAAGGAAAGAAAGUUUCGAGAAGCCAUGGAGAUGUUAAAGAAAGAGCAGGAGGCGCUCGCUGCUAAAGGAAUUGAUUCAAUGUCACUUAGUUCAUUGGAAAUGUCACCCAAAAGUGGGAAAGAAAGAAGAAAUAAGCGAAAGAAAAAGAAAUCUUUGGGGACAGAUGAGUAUGUGGAAGACCAAAGGAAUCCCAACUGUGAUUACGACGAUGGUCAGAGGAGGAUGACUCUCCUUGGCAUUAGUUAUGGUCCCAGCGCAAACUUGGUGAAGCGCAGAACCAGCCACGGAAGCGUUUUCAGUUUCCGACUCCGUGGCAGAGACACUUGCUCCGAAACAGAUUUUGCCGAUGAUGAGAUCAGCAUCGCUGGGGAAAAUGAAAGCCACCGGGGCUCUCUCUUAAUUCCAAGAUCUGGGAGACGUCCAAGCGUGCAAAGUCAAGUGAGCCAUAGUUCUCACCCUACUACUCCCAACUACACCCAGACGGGCAAAAGGAACAGCUCAGUGGAUUGCAAUGGUGUGGUUUCCCUGAUAGGAGGAGGCAUCGGGGCACUCAACCCAGACCCUACUUCUCCUGCAGGGUUACUGCUCCCCCCAGUUAUUUUGGAAAAGCCUGGGACAGGCGACCUGACCUCUCCCUCGGACGAGGCGAGCAAGAAACAGCUUUUAAUGCCCCACCGCCCCUCCGUGGACCACUCGGACGAGCCCUUUCAGAGGCAGAGGGCAGUGAGUGCUGUCAGCAUCAUCACCAGUGCCCUGGAAGAGCUUGAGGAAUCACACCAGAAAUGUCCUCCCUGCUGGAACCACUUUGCUGUUAAAUUCCUCAUUUGGGAUUGCUGCCCUCUUUGGCUUUUGAUCAAGAAAUUUGUCAAGUUUGUGGUAAUGGACCCAUUUACUGACCUCACCAUCACCCUCUGCAUUGUGCUGAACACGCUCUUCAUGGCCCUGGAGCAUUAUAAGAUGACGAAGGAGUUUGACCACAUGCUUUACAUAGGCAAUUUGGUCUUCACUGGGAUUUUCACAGCAGAAAUGGUCUUCAAAGUAAUUGCCCUUGACCCCUACUACUAUUUUCAGCAAGGCUGGAAUAUUUUUGACAGCAUAAUUGUUAUUCUAAGCCUGAUGGAACUGGGUUUGUCCAGCAUGGGAAACCUGUCUGUUUUACGCUCCUUUCGACUGCUGCGGGUCUUCAAGUUGGCGAAGUCCUGGCCGACCUUAAACACGCUCAUUAAAAUCAUUGGUAACUCAGUGGGUGCCCUCGGUAACCUCACGCUCGUGCUGGCAAUCAUCGUCUUUAUUUUCGCCGUGGUAGGGAUGCAGCUUUUUGGGAAAAGCUACUUGGACAACGUGAAGAAGAUAAGCAAGACUGGCAAUUUGCCACGGUGGCACAUGAACGAUUUCUUCCACUCGUUCCUCAUCAUCUUCCGGAUUUUGUGUGGAGAGUGGAUCGAGACCAUGUGGGACUGUAUGGAAGUAGCUGGGCAGCCACUGUGCCUUCUUGUCUUCUUGUUGGUCAUGGUGAUAGGAAACCUGGUGGUGCUCAACCUGUUCCUUGCCUUGCUGCUAAGCUCCUUCAGCGCUGACAACCUCUCGGCACCAGACGAGGAUGGGGAGCUGAACAACCUGCAGCUCGCUUUUGCUCGGAUCAACAGGGGCCUCCAGUAUGCCAAAAAAGCCAUGUGGAAUUUUUGCUGCCACGUCCUCCGGCACCCCAAGACAACAGCUGAAAAGAAGGCAAUGAUGAAGCUCGCUGCCCAGAACCCAGGUGCCCUUAACAACUGCGUGAACAGCCACACCACCGCUGAGCUCGGCAAGGACAUGGAGAAUCACAAGGAGAAUCACGCUGAGGAUGGGAUGAAUAAAAAUGGAGAGAAACACCUAGGAAUUACAGAAAAUGAUGAUUUUAUGACCAAUCCUGACCUGUCCAUUUGUGUUCCUAUUGCUGUGGGAGAGUCGGAUAUCGAGGAGGAAGAUGAGGAGCAAAGCACCUUUACGGAAAUGGAGCAGCAGGAAAAACAACUGCAGCUGAGGGGGCAGCGAGGUCAAAGCCCAGGAGUCCGGAGUCAGAACUCUGAGAUUUGUGAAGAGUUAAGUGAGUUGCACAUGGAUAAGCAGUUGAAGGCUGAGCCACCACCUCCAGUAGGGCAAAAAGAGCUUGAUGAAAUCAGUCUUUCUGAAGGCAGCACAGUGGAUUUGACAAAUCCUGCAGAACUGCUGGAGCAGAUCCCCGAGUUUGCUGAGGAGCUGAUGGAGCCUGAGGAUUGCUUCCCCGAAGUUUGUGUGCGAUUCUUCCCAUGCUGUUCAGUGGACAUCACAAAAUUUCCAGGCAAAAUUUGGUGGAGGCUGAGAAAAACCUGCUACAGAAUCGUCGAGCACAACUGGUUUGAAACUUUCAUCAUAUUCAUGAUCCUGCUGAGCAGUGGAGCCCUGGCCUUUGAAGAUAUUUACCUUGAAGACCGAAAAAACAUAAAAACCAUGCUGGAAUAUGCUGACAAAGUAUUCACUUACAUCUUUGUCUUGGAAAUGCUCCUGAAAUGGGUGGCUUAUGGCUUCAAGAAGUAUUUCACCAAUGCCUGGUGCUGGCUGGACUUCCUUAUCGUGGAUGUCUCUUUAAUAAGCCUCGUCGCCAACACACUUGGAUACUCUGAGAUGGGUCCCAUUAAAUCCCUCAGGACUCUCCGAGCUCUGCGACCACUGAGAGCUUUGUCACGAUUUGAAGGGAUGAGGGUGGUGGUCAAUGCCCUCGUGGGAGCCAUCCCUUCCAUCAUGAAUGUUCUGCUCGUCUGCCUCAUCUUCUGGCUCAUCUUCAGCAUCAUGGGAGUGAACCUGUUUGCUGGGAAGUUUGGGAAGUGCAUUAAUAAGACGGAAGGAGAUAUGCCUUUAGACUCUAAAAUUAUUAACAACAUGAGUGACUGCAUACUGUAUAACGUGUCAGGCACAUUUUACUGGACAAAAGUUAAAGUUAACUUCGAUAAUGUUGGUGCUGGGUACCUGGCACUGCUGCAAGUGGCCACAUUUAAAGGCUGGAUGGAUAUUAUGUAUGCAGCAGUGGAUUCACGAGAGUACGAGGAACAGCCUGAAUGGGAAUAUAAUUUAUACAUGUACCUGUACUUUGUGAUUUUCAUCAUCUUUGGGUCUUUCUUCACAUUGAACCUCUUCAUUGGUGUCAUCAUUGACAAUUUUAACCAACAAAAGAAAAAGAUAAGUGGCCAGGACAUUUUUAUGACAGAAGAACAGAAAAAGUACUAUAAUGCAAUGAAAAAGCUGGGAUCUAAGAAACCUCAAAAGCCAAUCCCAAGGCCACUGAACAAAUACCAAGGUUUUAUUUUUGAUGUCGUCUCAAAACAAGCCUUUGAUGUCUCCAUCAUGAUUCUCAUCUGCCUUAACAUGGUUACCAUGAUGGUGGAAACGGAUGACCAAAGUCAAGAAAAAGUCAACAUCCUCCAUAAAAUCAACAUGCUUUUUGUUGCCAUCUUCACUGGAGAGUGCAUCUUCAAAAUGCUGGCUCUGCGACACUACUACUUCACCAAUGGCUGGAACAUAUUUGACUUUGUGGUUGUGAUUCUGUCCAUCGUAGGCACUGUACUUUCUGACAUCAUCCAGAAAUAUUUCUUCUCUCCCACACUCUUCAGAGUCAUUCGUUUGGCUCGGAUUGGCCGGAUCCUAAGACUCAUCCGGGGAGCCAAAGGAAUUCGAACUCUCCUGUUUGCCUUAAUGAUGUCCCUACCUGCUCUGUUCAACAUUGGUCUCUUGCUUUUUCUGGUCAUGUUCAUUUAUGCCAUUUUUGGCAUGGCUAACUUUGCCUAUGUUAAGAAGGAGCAUGGGAUUGAUGACAUGUUCAACUUCCAAACCUUCGCUAACAGCAUGCUCUGUCUCUUCCAAAUCACAACGUCAGCUGGAUGGGAUAGUCUUCUCAACCCUAUUUUAAACACUGGACCACCAUAUUGCGACCCAAACCUUCCUAAUGCAAAUGGUUCAAAGGGAAACUGUGGAAGCCCUGCUGUAGGGAUUUUAUUCUUUGUUACAUAUAUCAUUAUAUCAUUUCUCAUUGUUGUAAACAUGUAUAUAGCCAUUAUUUUAGAGAACUUCAGUGUAGCCACUGAGGAAAGUACAGAGCCUCUAAGCGAGGAUGAUUUUGAUAUGUUCUAUGAAAUCUGGGAGAAGUUUGACCCUGAAGCCACUCAGUUUAUUGAGUAUUCUGCACUUUCAGACUUUGCAGACGCGCUAUCAGAACCUUUGCGCAUAGCGAAACCAAACAAAAUCAAACUCAUAGCGAUGGACCUGCCCAUGGUCAGCGGAGACAGGAUCCAUUGCUUGGAUAUUUUGUUUGCUUUUACGAAAAGGGUGCUAGGAGAAUCCGGAGAGAUGGAUGCCCUUAAAAUACAGAUGGAAGAAAAGUUCAUGGCGGCGAAUCCGUCUAAGAUCUCUUACGAACCGAUUACAACAACUCUCAGGCGGAAGCAAGAAGAGGUCUCUGCCAUCGUCAUCCAGAGGGCCUACAGGAGACAUUUGUUCCGGCGCUCCAUGAAGCAGGCAUCUUACUUGUACCGGCACAGAACUUUGGAGAGCAGCAUCCUCGAGGACGAUGCACCCGAGAAGGAGGGUCUUAUUGCGUUCAUGAUGAACGAGAACUACGGCAGGCCAAUAGACAAAUCCGAAACUCUGUCCUCCACCUCUUUCCCUCCAUCCUACGACAGCGUCACCAGGGGCACGAGCGAUAAUCUCCAGCUGAAGAUAACGGACGUGAGCAAAAGCGACGAGGCUAUGGAUUGUCUUCUCUCGCCAGACAAGGAUAAGGAAUCAAUUGUUUAAAUGUUUGUUUAGAAUGCUUUAAAAUAUUGUUUACAGAAUGUAAUGCUGUAACUACACAACGAUUGAAGCAGCCUUCUUAUUAAAAAUUAGUUGCAAAAGAAACAAUGGAGUUUUUACCCUUAACUACGGGAGUCUAAUAAGUCAUAUAACCUUUGACCCUGCUCUUUUUGACUUGGUUCAAUAUUUAUAUUUAUAUAUGCACAGGAAGAAUCUUUGCAGGGUCAUAGCUGUUAUAUCAAUGGUGUGAAUAAGAAUAGGCUAGACUGUAAAACAGUAAACACAGUGUAUAUCUAUCCACAGAUAAAGCCUGGCUGUAUAAAUUCAUUUAAGGUCUUACUCAUAUUAGUGUGUUUACUUAUGGCGAUGUAUGACCUUGCAUUCUAAAAAGAAAAAAAAAAUAUCACAGCUGCUGUAGCAAAAUGUAACACUUACUGUAUAUGUUGUGAAUGGUCUUUCAUAAAUUUAUUAUAUUUGAUAUUUUUUUACUUAAAAAAAAAGUCUCUUUUUCCAUGGAGAUUAUUGAUCCUUACACUCUUCAUGAUGAACUCUGAGUUAAGGUAAUAGGAACUUGUGGGAUCCCCAUCGCUUGAAGAGGAAAGUUGUUGCAAAUAAAAUUAUCAAAUUAGCAACAUUUAAACUGUUUAUUACACUAAGCCGUCCCUCUUGGGCCUUGCAGCUGCACGUCAGCAGAAACACACAAAAAAACACCAGAACAGCAAAUGAUGUCAAAACAAUGAGAGAAAUGGCUUGUUCUGUCCUUCAGGAAACUAGACAGUAAUGGAUCCUGUUUGUAAAACUGUUAAUAAAAGCACUAAUUUUUUAGUAUGUUUCAAGAUUCUGCUUCGAAAUCCGCAAUCAAACUCGCCAUAGAAGUAGCGCAUCACGUUUGUGUGUAGUGCUCCAAAGCACCAUCUAUGCUGGCAAAGUUUCUGUUAAGGUAGUGGGAUAGGAUAUGUUUUCCCCAGGAACACUGAGCUAAGCAGCCUUAUUGGGAUCUCUGUGCAUCAAUAUUGCUCACAAAAAUACUACUACUACUACUAAUAAUAAUCAAUCAAUGCCAACUGGGCCGUACAGAACGGCUGUGACAGUGUGAUCAAGAAGGUGGGAGGGGAAUUGCCUCUGGAUCUGUACAUAAAUUUUGAGGUUUUGAAUCCUGUUUACUCAGUGUCCAUCUUUCAUUUUCUCAGAUGGUACAGUUAGAUUUCUGGGGAAGGACAAGAAAUACAGGAACCAAUAAAAAGAAUCUACUAGAUAAUAGAUAUAUCCUCAUUCCUGUAGGCAAAGUAAUAUUUACAGUUGAUGUGUCCCUCAGCUUCAGGCCAAAGAAAUGACAGUGGGGUGAAAGGUGGAUGUGUGGCUGUAGAAAAGUAUUAGAGGUUUUACGUGCUAACAUAGAUUAUUAUUUAUUAUUAAUCUUUCAGCCUCGAUAGAAUGUGAGAAAUUAUUUAUGGAAUAUAGAGACAAGUCCAUCACUACAGACAAGUUCUUUCUUUUUCACUUUCAGACUGAUUGUACUUGGGUUUGGUUGGACUUCAUGGAAAAUCUUGAGAUUUCUGUAAUGAGCCAUUGCACUUUAAGGAAGAGUAACUGUGCUUUUCACCUUGGAGAAGCAAAGAUAUCAAGAAUGUAUUUAAGGUGUAUUGUCAUUAACAUUUAGUUACAUCCCAGGUUGUAUAGGAGUCAAAAACCACGUGGGGUUGGCAACAAGAAUUAAAACAACAUGUUACAGUCAAGUUUAUCUAUGGCCAUUGUUAUCUGUCCUCUAAACAAGUCAGAAUAUGUAAGACAACAUGUCAAAAGGAUGACAAUGUAUCUGUGUAAAUAUGGGCUAAUAAUAUUCUCUCCAUUCAUUGAGAGGUGUCUCAGGCAUUCACUUGAGAGUGGUCUAUUGGUUAAUUCAGAGGAUUUGCCAUCAGGAUUCCUGGGGUCUAUUCCUGAUUCUUACUACAUGAUUUUUAGGCAAAUAAUUUAACCUAUCUGUGCCUCAGUUUACCCAUCUGUAAAAUGGGAAUAAUAAUACUUACCUACCUCACAGGGGUGUUGUAAGACUUUCUGGUUGCAAAGUGCUAUAAGGGAAUGAACCGUACUAUAUAAGUAUUAUUAUAAUCAUGCUCUCUUGCCCUUUUAACCCCAUGUCUAUGGUGUAUAACAUAGGGCUGUUCCUCUGGGCAUUUUGUUGCCUUUAAAUCUUGUAUGUAAUUAGAUUCUAACUUAAGGGGACUACUCUUCGUUCCUUGAAGUGAAAACUCUCUUUAUUCUUUCCCCCCUCCCCACCCCUAACCUCCCCUGAAAAAAACAGAAUUGCUCAAGGCUUCUCAAAUUAGAGAAACUUUAUACAAAUUCCCUGUGUAUUUAUGCUGUAAUGUUAUUCUGACUGUACAUAUCACCCAGAAAGAGUAUGCGAUUUUUAUAUUUAUAUGCAUAUAUAUAUAUAUACACACAUACGUAUAUCUAUACAUAUAUAUGUAUCUUGUGAGUUUAUAGAGUGGCUGACACUCAGAGGACACGACUUACUGAUUAAAAUGUUUUCUCCUCAAUGGGAUUUAUUGAUCAUUAGCAACAAGCUGCUGCCUAUAAUGAAACUGUUUAAUUAGAAAAUAGUACAUUCAUUACUUGCUGAACAAGCAUUUAUUGGCUGACAACUAGUAAAAUUAUUUUCCUUUCAAAGCUUUAAAAUAAAAAAAAAAAAAAGAGGGAAAAAUGCUAAGAAAAAGUAGAAUUUCUCAUGUGAUUUUUUUUCACUUACAAUGUAAACUGUUUGAAACCCAAGGAAAAUGCCAGCCUGCACUCAGAAGUGUGUUGUUGGUCAUGCUGUUUUUAAAAUAUUUUUGUUAUUUUCAACUUAUAUUAGAAAAUAUUCAACUGCUGUUCUUAUUAAGAGUCAGGCCCAGUAAUGAACGGGAUGUAAAGAGACAAUUAGCUGGUCACUGAUUAUAUUAGAGAAGUGCUCUUCCUCUGGUCAUUUCACUCUUGAGUUGAACAUUUUAGUGUCAUUGCUGUGAGACCCUAUAGUACUGAUGCAAUUAGAAAUGGUUCUGUCUUUUACCCAAAACCUGUAAAAAAAAGAAAAAAAAUGUAAUGCAAAAAAAGUCUGAAAGAUGGGUCUUAACUCUAGAUGUUUACAGUGCAACUUUCUAAAACUGAAUUGUAAAUUCCUUUCAAAACCUUUGUAACUGGAAGGUUGGUUUUCUAUUGGGUUUUCUAUUGUUUUGUGGCGCAUUUCUUUAGAGAUGAAGAGGAAAUGGUAUCUUUGUAUGGUUACGGAACUCCCCUAGAAAAUGUCAUAUAACCUCACUUGUAGAUCCUUAUUAAUGGAGAUGCCAAUCCAAAUCCAGCCAUGAUACAACCUCCCAGUGCAGUGAUUUAGUUUAAGACACUAACUCAAUAGUUGGCCCACACUGUCUAUAAGCAUGGUGAGUGCUACCAUUCUUUUCUGUUGAUUCGUUCAAUAAAGGCAACCACAUGAAUCACUCAAGCUACAAAAAGAGCAAGGAAAAUAUCAGCCAAUAUCAUAGGACAUAUUAAGCUGUUUGUACCUGGAAAAAUUCAAGUUUAUUAUGUUUCUUUAUUAAAUAAAUAAGGAUAACAAAUA
This is a messenger RNA of Pseudopipra pipra, 9964 nucleotides long. RefSeq names its product sodium channel protein type 5 subunit alpha-like. The transcript is spliced from 28 exons. The record is from RefSeq and is a predicted model, not a curated record. The coding region runs from base 286 to 6372 and encodes 2028 amino acids. Gene Ontology annotation, molecular function: voltage-gated sodium channel activity; protein binding. Gene Ontology annotation, cellular component: voltage-gated sodium channel complex; axon; plasma membrane. Gene Ontology annotation, biological process: neuronal action potential; sodium ion transmembrane transport; membrane depolarization during action potential. NCBI's taxonomy places the organism in Eukaryota, Metazoa, Chordata, Aves, Passeriformes, Pipridae.